AUGCCACCCUCCGAGUAUGUCACAUCCAGAUUCCGGGAGCUCACUUCUCGCAACCUCCCGUAUCUUGUUGCGGUGGACGAUAAUAGUCAGAUUGUCGGCUACUCAUACGCGUCAGCUUUUCGAGGUUACAUGAUAGGGUAUGGUCAUACAGUGGAAAUCAGUCUCUUCUGUCAUCAGGCCCAUACGAACAAAGGUAUCGGCAGUCAAAUGAUCAAGCGGCUGAUCGAACUGCUUCGCACCGCUCGACACCUCACCCGAGAGAUUGGCGAUGAUGAACACCCGCUGGAAUCCGACGUGAUAAAAGUGAUGGCGAUCAUGGCGGUUGACGAGACUGCUCCUGGCGAGGGCCUGGCUCUACGUGACUGGUACAAGAGAUGA
Cladophialophora yegresii CBS 114405 is the source of this 378-nucleotide messenger RNA. RefSeq lists its product as uncharacterized. Gene Ontology annotation, molecular function: acyltransferase activity, transferring groups other than amino-acyl groups. The coding region runs from base 1 to 378 and encodes 125 amino acids. The record is from RefSeq and is a predicted model, not a curated record. Lineage: Eukaryota; Fungi; Ascomycota; Eurotiomycetes; Chaetothyriales; Herpotrichiellaceae. The transcript has a single exon.